CAGCCUCAACCACAACAGCAGCAGCAGCCGCAGCAGUUGGCGAAGAAGAACUAUGAGGAUUGCCUGACGCUCGCUCGUUCGCAGCAAUAUGACGAAGCCGCACAGGCGUUUGAGGACUUUUUGCAGCGGGAACCGGGGCAUGAUAAGGCUUGGAUUAGCUACGCGCAGAUGAGCAAAAAGAGGUAUAUGCAGCACGGAGCUCCAAGCCUAGCGUACGAGGCUUGCGGAAGCGUGCUGGAUCGCGGCUUGGCGUUGAACCCUCAAGCGGCCAAGAUCUGGCAAUCGCGGGGCCUUUUGGAGCUGCAGCAGGGCCACACAGGACCCGCGAAGGAGCUGUUGAAAAAGGCGGUUGCGCUGGACGCACGACUGGCGCCGGUGCUCAACUGGAAGGCUGUGAGAGAGGGAGGGGAAUCGCAACCCGUGGUGUCAUGUGAG
Molecule: messenger RNA, 435 nt
Organism: Astrephomene gubernaculifera
Lineage: Eukaryota; Viridiplantae; Chlorophyta; Chlorophyceae; Chlamydomonadales; Astrephomenaceae
Source: the annotation of a GenBank genome assembly